Messenger RNA from Gigantopelta aegis, 9254 nucleotides. Its product is annotated as smoothelin-like protein 1. Gene Ontology annotation, biological process: actin cytoskeleton organization. Gene Ontology annotation, molecular function: protein binding. Gene Ontology annotation, cellular component: filamentous actin; microtubule organizing center. Lineage: Eukaryota; Metazoa; Mollusca; Gastropoda; Neomphalida; Peltospiridae. The transcript has 13 exons. The record is from RefSeq and is a predicted model, not a curated record. The coding region runs from base 138 to 2678 and encodes 846 amino acids.
ACGGUUCCAAGACAACAAGAGAACCAGCAACUGACAACAAGUGUUGUCAUGGAUACUCGACAACAACAACAGACAACAUUGGAGAAGUGAAAUAUAUUGAUGAAAAUGACAACAUAGAGGCUGAGGAAAACAAAGAAAUGGUGUACAGCAAAGUGGAGAUAACUCUUGUCUCACAAGACCGAGAAGAAGCCUCACUUAAAAGUCCUGUUGUUGUUGUUCCUCUGAAAGACUCUACCUUCACAUCGGGAGAGUGUGCCGUUCUCGAGUGUCAGAUACACGGACAACCGGAACCCAGCGUGUCAUGGCGCAAGAAUGGGAUGAUCAUAGGACAGACGAAGGACUUUGUGCAGUCCUAUGUUGGGACCCUCGCACGCCUUGAGAUUCGGGGAUCGUGUGUGCAGGAUUCCGGACUCUAUGAAUGCGUGGCAAACAACAGUCUGGGAGAGACUUUCACCAGCGGCAAUCUCACAGUUAAAGACAAAGAAUGUUCAUCGACAUCUUGUAAAGACCCCCUUUCACUGAAUUUAUCCACCAACACCGGCAACUUACUCCUGAGACGAGCCGGUCGUAACUUGACGAGAACGCGCUCCUCACCUCUGACCCAGACCAGUCCGUACCUCGACCGCCCGACCCCAUCAGAGAGUACCAUCGCAACCACUGUGAAACCGCUCACAGGCCGGGUUCUCACAAGAACCUACUCCAUACCGGCUACUCAAACGCAACCCUACUCCCCGGACCACACCCCGUCACCGACAUCGUUGAUUCACCACCCGCGCAGGUCGAGGUUCUCCCCGGCUGGAAUCAUCGGAAACCUCAUCCAGGCUAAACUAGAGAACUCGGCGCCUCCUGCCGCCACGAUGGUGGCUACUGAUGAACCUGAGGGCAAAGGAUCAACGUCGGCAUCGCUACCUACCUCACCCAUGAACGUGUCUACCUCAACCAUCGUUCUUGCCUCACCCAGCUCGUCUACCUCAACAUCAUUACCUGUUACAGCAGCAGACAAUCGGACCGUUACAGGUGUUUCUCCAGAAUCUCAUUUUGUGUGUAUGCAGGUACGUGGCGACCCACCAGUGUCGCCAUUACAGACUGAAUCAAGUUCAAAGACAAUCUCAGAUUCCUCAUCAUCACCAGUUGGAUCUGCGUGUGACAAAUCAAAUAUUCAGACUGAGUCAGGGAAUGUCUAUGAAGGUGCUCCAAGGAAACAGCAAGCUGCUCCUAGGAUGACGAGGAUCCGAAGAGCCACUACGAACGUGUUUCCAGGAAUUAAGGAAAUUCCAGAACCAGUUACCGUGAAAACGGAAAUAAGACUUGAAAAUAAAGCGGAAGUGACGCAGCCUGUUUCCAUGGUGAGCAGGUUAAGGAUGCAGUUUUCUGCAGAAGAUGACAGGAGCUCGUCAAAAGGCGGGGGCGGAGUUAGACGAUGGCGGUCACUCCCUCCGAAGAAGCAAGAAGAGAAGCCCAGUGUUGUCAUAAGAAACUCGUAUUACCUGAGACAGCAACAGGCCCAGGUGGACGCUGGCACAACAGGGGAGGCAACCAUGCCAUCCUACGAUGACUGUAACGAUGAGGAAGAGCUCAUGAAGCUGAUGAACAAAACAGAUGAUUUUGAUGAAAGAAAGAAAAUCCGGGCUCGGUUACGCAUAAUACGGGAACAGAUGAGAAUUGAGCGUGAGGAAAAGCGCGUGCAGCGUGAGAAGGAGACAGAGGACCUGAUCAAGAAGCGCCACCAGCAGGCGGAGGAGGAGAAGCGGAAGAAGCUGCAGCGCUACAAGGAGGAGAAGCCGAUGUGCGACCGCCAGGACCAGUUCCUCGCCGCCUCCCAGCACGCCAUCACUGACAAACACAAGGUGGCCGACGAGGAGAAGCAGAAGGCCCUCGACGCAUACAAGGACAUCGCUGCACACAAAGAGACUCACACGCGGCCCGGCACCACCACCACCACAACAACGGCCACUCAUGUCGAACAAACACCUGGAGGUGGCACUCGGACAACAACUAUUAAAAAGACAGAAACGGUUUCCAAGACAUCUGGGUUUGGUGGAAUGCAGUAUUCUAAACCAGGGGCAGAAAACGUGGCUAUUCACAUACUUGACCAGCUAACUAAUGCCAGUGGCCCUGGCACAAGUGGUUCUAUAUCCGUGCAAACAGAGUCGUGGAACAGCCAUAAUGGAAUUGUACAAAAGUCACAGAAGACUGAGUCAUGGGGAGCAAAGCCAGCUGGUCCGAAAGGAGCCAUGGCAGCCUUCAAACAGAUGGAUGGUGCUAACAACCCCAGUGGACCCAGCAAACCAAAAAUGGGAGGUGGAAUGGUGCGGAGCUCCAGCUCCAUUAAAGAGUCCAUGCUAAACUGGACAAAAGCCAUGACCAAAGACUACGAGAAUAUUCAGAUCACCAACUUCUCCAGCUCCUGGAACAACGGUCUGGCGUUCUGUGCUCUGAUUCACCACUUCUUCCCACAGGCAUUCGACUACAACGCACUGUCACCGAAAAACAGGAGAUACAACUUUGAUUUAGCAUUUAACACUGCAGAGAAAGAGGCGGACAUUGCUCCCCUGCUUGACACGGACGAUAUGGUGAAGAUGAAGAACCCGGACUGGAAGUGUGUCUUCACGUACGUACAGAGCAUCUACCGACACCUGCGCGACCACGACGCCAACAAGGCGGCCGCUGCAGAGUGACCUUUCUCUGACGACGCUGUUCACUGUGUCUGUGUUUUCAGUGGUGUUUGUAACGUGUUCUCAAGGCAUUAACCACAUAUAGCCACAUCUCAUUGUCUUACGUUCUCUUGUACACUUGUGCAGCAAGCAAAUAGGAAAACUUGGUGAUAGUUAUUAAAUGGAGUUUUCGUAAGUCUGUAAGGCUCAAUUUCUCAUUGAUUAAUGAUUCAUGGUUUAAAUUCUCUUUGAGAGACAAUGAACUGAAGGUAGUGUUUCACAUAUACUAGUCAGUUUUGAUUUCCACUCAAAAUCUGUUACAAUGCAAUGACUUUGCACAUGAAUUUCUUUCUUAAAUGAUGGGCAAUUCAUUGUAAACCAAGUAUAUCUGAGCAUAAUUUGAGUGUAUAGGAUAUUUUUGGCAUACUUACAUCAAAAACACUAUUCAAGCAUGGCUGUUAUGGGGCCAACCUCUGACUGAGUUAUAGUUUGAGGUUUAUGCCUCGUAUUAAACCCACCAAUGAGAAAUAGGGCUUUCAAUAUCUGUGCUUGCAGCAAAUUUUGUUUCUUUUCAUGUGGGAUCAUGUGGGGUUUUAAAUACUGGCAUGUUUGUUUCUUUUCAUGUGGGACCAUGUGGGGUUUUAAAUACUGGCAUAUUUGUUUUCAAAACAUUGGUCUGCCAUUAUGAUAUGGGUUUGCAGGGAUCUAUCACUAUAGGUCUCUAUAGCUAUACAACGUUUUGCCAAUUUUACCAACCCUAAGAACGUCAUGUCAAGCUGUUGUUACAGUGUUGAUGAGAUUGUUAUAUUUUAGCAUCGUUAAUUUGUUUAAAUUGUAUGGACAAUAAAGUCUUACAAAAAUCUGUUGAUAUGCAUAUUUUCAAAACAAGUGUGAAAAUCUCUUUUUGAAAGUGAGCCUGCAGUUUGACGUGUCUGUGAUGUUAUGUUGAAGUCCGACAAUCAAGCAGAAUGAGUUCUUGUUUGCUGUGUCUUUUUGAAUGUAAAUAACGUUUGCAUUCAGAAUUUCUCACAUCAUUUGUUUUAUAUUAACCAAAACUGAUCUGAGAAAGGUUUGUACAAGAGAUAUGUGCAUAUAUAAUUAUAGUAAGUAAUUGUCAGUUGUUGUACAUAAAGACAUUACAUACUGUUGAAUACAGAAGCAGAAUUAAUCGUAUAAUAAUAUGAUCCAGCCACGUACUUCUGGUCUAUAUUUUAUUGGUGCUUUUCUCAUUGUGGUAGGAAAAGUCAAAACACGACAAAUAAUUUUGAUAACAUACCGUACCUUAAUACCAGUAUGUAUGCUAUAAACUGUAGAGACUUCAGAAAUUUAUAUUUAUUGUCUUCACUAUGUUUUUUCAAAUUUUCAAAUGUUUAUAAUAAACAUGAAUGCUAGGAAGUGCCUUAGCAAUGUUAUUUUAAUAAUGUUUCUUUUACAUCUAUAUAAUUAUAUUAAUAUAAAUAGUUAAUCUCAAAUUUUACUAGAUUCACAACAGUUUUUAAAAUGUUUUUGCAGAACCUAAAUACAAGCAAGUGCCUUAAUGUUAGAUUUUAAACAUGAUUUAUACAGUUAUUUUUAUAAGAUUAACAUUUUAAAUAACUUGUCCUAUGUGUUAUUAUUUUUACACAGCUCAAGACUAUUGUUAUUAUAAAAUUUGUUGUAUCAAAUAUAUUUCCACCUGCACCCCUCCUCAACCCAAGCAGGACCUCACUGAUACAAUGUGCCAAUGUCAACACAAUAUUUCUCUUUCCUUGAUAGGAUAUUUCACUGUGGAUAUUAGCCAAUCAUAUUACACUGUUUUACCAUUUCUCUUCUAAAAUGUCAAUAGCAAUGUUGAAGGGACAUAAUAUAGUGUUUAUGUCAAUUAUUACAAUUCUUGUACAGGUUUUAAGCUAAUACAUUAGACUCGGUUCAUGAUAGUAAAUCAUGAUAUUGAUAACUUUAGUUUGUAAGCCACUGCACAUAAUUUAGCUGUUGGCCAUGACUUGUGAUUUUUGAGUGUACAGUUUAGAUCUUGCAUGUUACCCACUAAAACGUUGUAUUGAUGUUAUAAUAUCAAUAUUAAUAGUUGUUAGUGUGAGAAUUUUUUAAAGCAUUUAUAAUCUGCAAGUUUAUUCAAACUUAUUGUUAUGGCUUUGUGAUGUAAUAGUUAAAGUGUUUAUCAGUUAGUAAUGUAAAUGCAUAAUUAAAAUCAAACUUAUAGAAAACAUAGUUAUAUAAUUUUGUAUGUACUAAUGUGUAAUACGAUAAGUGGUGCUUGUGUAUCUGUGAAAAAGCCAUUACAUAAUAAACCUACAAUUUAGCAACAAAUUUAAAAAAUAAUCGAUAAUAUUUUUAAAUAUAAACCUCAGGUAUUAGCUAGUGUUUUAUUUUAAGUAUAUAUCUGGUACAAAUAAAGCAUAAAUUAUAUAACUUUUUCAACAUCAAAGUUAACAAUGUCAAAUUAAAAUUUCAAUUCUUAAUAAUAUUGAUGAAUAUAUGUCGAUAGUACUUGAUACAUACAAAGUUUAAUAUAAUAGACAAUCUCAAAAUACACAUUGUGUAAAUGUAUUAUUACUGGUAUAUUAAAAUAGUGUUACCUUUUGCUUUACAUGUUACUAUAUUUGCCAUGGGCCUAGAUUGGUGGCCUUGCAUACCUAAAAACUUUAAUGUCGGACAUAUACGUUCUAUGUAUAUGGGCAUUAAGCCUGAAAUGAUUGUAAUAACACAAUCUAUGCAAACCAAAGUGUUCGUAUGUAGGGCACAGCCAAGCACUGGCUGUAUACAUGUUCACACUGCUGUAUGUUUAUAGAUAUCUUAUUGUUGUAAAUAGUUGAAGGUUUUGUUCCUAUUGUACGGUGCUAAACAUGUUUAACUGAUAUUAAUUGUUCAGUUACUUAUAUACUUAUUCCUAGUACUCAUUUCUUAGAGACACUAGUAUUAUAACAGAGUUUUCACUGUCCAGCAGCUUAACAAUUGCUAAUACUAUUAAUAUCUUUACAUGUUCCAUCAGCUGAAUAUAAUAAAAUUAAAGGGGCGAUCCUGUGUUGGAAGCCAUUUUAAAACGUUUUCAGCAAACAAAAUAUUUCAUCAUUAUUAAAAUUACAAUUUACUUACAUUUUCUUGCUUAGAAUAUGAAUAUUUCUAUAAUAUCAAUACAUUUCUCAGUUAAUAUUGGUUUUUGUCGAAAAUAAAUUCAAAUGUACAAAAUUAUUAUAUCUUCCAAUGGCCAAACAAAUUUUUAAAUAAUUCGGCCAGAAGUUAUUCCAAAUGUAGUUAUUUGCAUAAUGCUUUAUAUUUAAAACAUGUUAUGGGUAAGACAAUGUUUAAAAAAAAAAAACCCAGGAAAAAGCAGAAUGUGUGUUUGGGGGAACAAACAGAAGUCUAAAUUGCUAGGGUUGAAUACUCAGGAUAGUCCUUUAAAUAUGAUACAAUUCCAGACAAUUUUACUGCCAGGCUGUGUAUGUGUCAUUAAUAAUACCAGUAUGGUGGUAGCAUUUCUUUCCCUCUAAUACUUUGUAGUGCAUUUUAUGAGCCCACACCCAAAAUAUUAAAUGAUUCUUAAAUGGCUUACAGUUGUGACGUUUCAGCCACCAGUUUAUUUCUCUUAAAAUGCUGUAUACCUCUGUAUUUUACUAAUAACUGUUUUAGCCACCAGUUAACUUUUUAAAAACGCUACUUAGAUCUAUAUUUCACUGAUAACCAAUAUUAAUCUGGGGAUGUAUCCUUGUCAGUGGAAAUAGCCUUAAGAUGGACAAUCCAGGAAAUAUUAGUCUUGAAAAUUAGGGACUAUCAUUUUAUGUGAAUGUUUUAUCAAAGAAUAAGAAGAAUUCAGAAAUUUAAAUGUUUUCAUCUCUGAUCCAUCUCUUGGAUCAAAUCUGCAUGCAGGCUGUGUAUCUUUGUCUGUUAAUAUUCGCUGUCAAUGUUCAUGUUGUUUUUUUCUACAAAUAAAUUUUCAUAUACAUAUAUGUAUUUGGAAUUGCUUUAAAAUGAUAAUUUGGGUUUUUAUUUUAUAGAUCAGUAAAAAUAUAAAUAUGUAUUAUAGUUUAGAUGAAACAGUUGUGAAUGAUUAUAAGACUUGGUUAAGUGUAUAUAAAUUAUUCACUGUAAUCAUGGUUAUAGGACUGCAUAAUAACAUAGUCAGUUGGCUUGUGUUGCCAGAUUAAAAAACUAAUGUAAAAUUUAGAGGUUUCACUAACAUAAGCUGUGUUACCUAUAGCAUUGACAAACCUUAGUCAAACCUGCUCUAAUAGACACCUCAAUAAAGCAGCCACCCUUCUAGUGUGUCUUGCCUCCUCUUAUAGAGUUUGUCAUUACUUAAGAACUUUAACUGAGGGAUGUAGAUUAAAACCUUUACACUUCAUACAGUGUCAACACCUUUGACAGGUAGACUUGUCAAAUAAUUUUAGUGCAAUAUUGUUAUAAAGUUUUUUUCUGUAAAUAUUAAUUUGUUCAUUGUAGAAUUUGUGUAACAUUACAUUUUAACAUUUAUGUUCUAUCACAUAAUUCUUGACGAUGUAACCACAUUUUUAAAUGCAGUUAUAAAAUCCUACCAAACCCAUUGUCCACUUUAGUGGCAAUUGUUUUUAUUUUUUAAAAUUAAGUAUAGUUAUGUUUUAAUAAUUUGAAAUGAUUUACUCAAACUAUAUAAUGAAUAUGCAUUUAAGUGUUGUUGAAUAGAGGUGUCUGUUACAUUAAAUAUGGUAUUUGCAAUACAAAAUUAUUAAUAAUGUGACACAAAUUAUUUGUAGCUAAUAAUAAUCCACUAUUAAAUUGUAACCUUUAAUGAACCUAGCAGGCUCAAACACAAGAUGUCUGAAGUUAGAGUACCCAUAUUCUUUAUAUGUGAUUGUUUUUUGUUGCUCAAAGAAUGUUGUUGAUGUGCAAACUAUAUCUAUUUUGUGAAUAUUUUAAAAAUUAAAAGUAAUGUUUAAAAAAGCAUUUUGGUGACAGUAAUUAAAAGAUUAUUCACUGCCUAUAAACAACUUAAAACCCUCAAUUCAUUUAGAUUCAGCAUAUUUGUAUAGAAUAUAGUAUACUACUUUCUACUUCCAGCUCUAUGCUUCUGCAUUAAACCUAGAAUGUUAAGAUGAUACAUGUAUUUGGAAUUCAUAUUAUAAGUACAAUUUAUAAAAUGUAGUUUCAGUAAAAUGUAUUCCAAUCUUUUGUGUCAUAACAAAUAAACAAAUUACACUAUAGGUUUGAAUAUGAUUACUUUUUUAAAGUUUUCAAAUUACAAAACACCAGAUGAGAUACACUUACCUUCCUAUGAUAAUGUGUUGUUUUUAAACGUAAAGUUGAUGUUAAAAUCUUCAUGUGACUAUGCAUUAAUAUACUGGUGAAGUCAGCAAUGAUGCAUUAAACUUAAUACUUGCUUGUGUAUGUUUAAUUAAUUAAUCUGUUGUCUUGGACUUGUUUCACCGACGUCUGUCAUUAGUUUAUCAUAAUGUCAGGGUUUAAGCUGAUGUUUGCCAAAUGUUAAUUAAAAUUUAAUGUGGCGAAUGUAUGUUAUUACAAAUUCACCAAAUAGUUCAUUCACAAACUUAUUUGUAGGUGUAUACCUAUUUUAAAAAAUAAUUCUGUUUAGCUAAAUGCAGUUACUUUAAUUUGGCUAGAUUUUCUGAUCAAAUUCACCAAAUUGCUAAUUAUCUUUGGCAUCCAGCUUAAACCCUAAAUGUGUAUAUAUGUAUUGCUGUGUGUUACGUAUUGUAAACAGGUCUCGACUUUUCUCCAUAUGACACACGUGUCACGGAGUCUUUAAAUUGUUUAAUUUGAUGAAGAAGAAAAAACUUUAAUAAAGUGUCAGGUGUUAGUUAAAGCCCAUAUCAACUGCUUCACUAACAGGCCAGUAGGAACCGAGGGGUGGGGUGAGAUAUGGAUCAUAACAUAAGGUUUUUGUCCUAUUAUACAAAACUUUAACAUGGCCACCCUAAAUGAGGCUAUCAUGGGAUAAAUAUUUCAUAAAGCAUCAUGCCAUCCCCCACCCCCACCCCUAAAAAGAUGGACUAGAGCAAUAAAAUAACAUUUGUAAAGAAUAGAAGCCCUGGCCAGAUGCCCAGUUUGCAGAGGAGAACUUCCAUUUCUCAGCUUGUAGAGACGAGUACUGAAGAAAAGAGUUUCUUCACAUAAAAGUCCAUUAGGUUGUACUCAACCCAUUUGUAACUUUUUCACCUAAUAAAACAUUGCAAUAAUUUUAGAGAGACCACCCCUUCCGCAAGGCAAACUUACAUUUUAUGUUUAUACAAGAAUACACUGUAGAAUUCAGAUACCCUAGUUUUCAUAAAAACCUGUAUAUUUUGCUGUUUAUAUGCAAAUGGAUUGUUUUAUCGAAAUAUAUUUAAAUGUAUCAACAAACUGCUUGUGCAGUUCAAUACCUAUAGGAAGUUUUUAUUUUAUGUUUUAGAAUCUAUCUAACAUCUAGUCUUUCAGUGAAGAAGAAAACAGCAUUGAAUCAAAGUUAACCCUUGCACAGUUUUAGCUGUGUAUGUUUAUGUGAUAGUCUUGUAAAGUGCUAACAAACUAGAUGUAUUGUGAACCAGCAGAAUAGAGAGCGACACCAUUGUUCUGUGUUUGUCACUAUAUUUUAAUAUUUAAACAAAAAUAAAUGAAAUAUAUUAUGCAAAG